UCAUAAUUACUCAUAAAGUCUAAUUAUAAUGUUACUGUUGCAAAUUACAAAAAAGUAUACUUUAAUUUGGUAAGCACGAGAUAAUUUUGCAGUGAUUUGAGUAGUAACAGUCCUAACAAGACUAUGAAGUCAUGCUAAGUGCGGCUAAAUAGUGAAAAUAUGCAGAAGACCAAAUAAAUAGGGCCAACCCCAAACUAAAGGGUCCAUGCCGAUUAUUACGGAGUAAAUGCAAGCUUGUCAUUCCCCUAACAGACAGUCCAAGUCAAGCGUAUGUAUCUUGUGCCCAUUCUUUGUUUUCAUGUCCUUUUCAGGCACCCAUUGUUUACUCUGGUCUUCAUGAUCAAUGCUUGGGGUUGGGGUGGUUCUAGCCAUAGUUAGGCCCUGUUCUCUGCUGAGCUGAACCCUGCUCUGCGGACACAUGCUUCGCUAUGCUGAUAUCUAUUCCACUAUGGUGAAAUCUGCUUUGCAUGCCCAAAAGCUCCAAAGAACAGGGUCUUAGUCGGUUUAGCUAUCAAAUCGUGCUCGAUUUGGUGUAAUCUUGAUGGUCCUUUUGAUUAGUGAUUAUAUGAGUAUCACUAUUCACUAGUAUGGGUCAAGUACCAUGUAGGAUGGUGACAUGGUGUACCUCGAGGCAUGUUGACGGUUGAGUGUGCUAUUUAUCAAUUAAGUGUUUUGAUAGUGGGCAUGAUAACUAUCUUGAAAAUUUGGUUAUUCUAAAAAUACGUUAUUGAGAACUCUUAGUAAUGUGUAUCAUUGUAUCUUUCUAAAACACCGGUGAUUGUGGGAAAGUUGAGAUGAAUGUCCAUAACUUUGUUGAAAUAUGUGUACAUAUGGGAACAUAUCUUUUCAAUCUAGGAAAAUGAUAAAUUUGCUGACAUAUAAAAAGUACAAUACAAAAAUUGGCAUAUAUUUUUGUCAUAAAUUCUCUAUCUUUAGUAAGGAGUGGGAUAUCAUUUUAAAAAAUGCAUCUACUCUUUAUAUUGUUCAUAUGCAUAUAAAAUCACCCUUCUAUUUAAAGGAAAAAUAUAUAUUUGUCAAUAAUGAAUACGGAGUAUGUAUCUAGUUAUCUCGUAUGAUUCUCAUACGAACUGUUUUCUACUCAUAAAUACACGAAAACAAUACUAACCAUAAAACCAAUAAAUUGGUUAGAUGAAGCGAUUUGACCAAAAAUUUCAAACAUUGCUUUAAGAAAGCACAAUUCACUAUUGUUACAUGAUUGAUGCUUGUAGAGUUCUAUAUUACUCUAUCUUUACACCAAAAACAAAAAAAAAAAAAUAACACAUUUCAACUAUACUUUGCAAUUAUAAAAGCAUAUUCAAUUUUUCAAAUUCCAAUUAAUUUUAAAACUCCUGCUUAUCAUUAUAAAAACCAAUUUACGUAGCAAUAACGACAAGGUAAUCUAGAAACCCCUAUAUACUAUGGAGUUCUCCGCAUUAACCUACCGAAACACCACAGGCUUCCGCGGCCCGAACCUCAUAAAUCACAAACAAUCCGCAUUCAAGUCGGGGGAUUUAAACCCACAUCCCCCAUUUCUCCCCCACCCUCCAACACCAAGGAUUCAUUCCGACCCCCCAAAAUCUUCUCCGUAAUUCCUCUCUUUCUCCCUCAUUUCUUCAAACCCACAGUCCCAAAAAAGCAAUUAAUAUAAACAAACCCAAGAAUAAUAAAAAUUAAAUAUACCCUUCAAAUUUCACCCCUUUAUAUACCACUCUACUAGUACAACGGAUCCAAAAAAUUAAAAAAAUCUUCCAAUUCAACUUCCCACCUUAUUUUCUCUCUCCUCUUUCCAUUCAAUCAAAAUGAAAACCACCCCUAAACUCAUCGUCUUCCACCCUUCCCUCUACAAACAAUCCUCCUCAACCACCUCGUCGCUAUCAUUAUCGUCAUCGUUAUCACACCGUAUAUGGUUGCUUGUAUUCUUCACUCUCUUCACCUUCACAUUUCUCCUCACCGUCUUAAAAAACACGACCCCACCACCCCCUACACCACCCACAACCCCAUCAACCACCGCCGACCAUCACUCCGCCGCCGUCUCCGCCGCCCUCCUCCACUACGCCGCCAUCUCAAACACCACCGACCGCAUGACCUCCGGCGAACUCUCCGCCGUCGCAACCGCCCUCCGCCGCUGCACUCCGCCGUGCAACUUCCUCAUCUUCGGCUUAACCCACGAAACCCUCCUCUGGCGUGCACUUAACUCCGCCGGUCGCACCGUCUUUCUCGACGAAAACGAGUAUUUAAUCUCGAAAUUCGAGCAAAACUUCACCGAUUUCGAAGGUUACGACGUUCAAUACACCACCAAAGUCGGAAAAUCAGCCGAACUCAUCGAACAUUCUAGAGCCCAUCGCAAGGGUGAAUGUAGACCAGUACAGAAUCUACUCUUCUCCGAAUGUAAAUUAGCAAUCAAUGAUCUUCCGAACCAUUUGUACGAGAUCUCGUGGGAUGUAAUCCUGAUCGAUGGUCCAAGGGGAUACUCGGCGAAGAUGCCGGGAAGAAUGGCGGCGAUAUUUAGCGCCGCCGUGAUGGGGCGGAGCAGGGGAGGAGAGAGAAAGUCCGGUAAAAGAAAAGGGACUGAGAUUUUUGUUCAUGAUUAUGGGAGAGAAGUUGAAAGGGUUUUUAGUGAGGAGUUUUUGUGUAAGGAGAAUUUGGUGGAAGUUAGAGAUUCUUUGGCUCAUUUUGUGGUGAAAGAGAUGAAGAAGGGUGAGAAUUUUGAAUUUUGUUUAGGAACAUCAAGCAAUUCUUCUUGAUGAUGAUUACAUAAAUUAUAAAUAUAUGAAUUGAUUAAGAGUUAUAGUGGUAAUGGUAAAUAUGUUACAAUUUCCGAUAUUGUUAUUGUGCAUACACCCGGGUGUACGGUAUGUUUAUAUCUAAGACGUAGUUUAUGUUGUUUCUUCUCGUUUUUAUUUCCCAGAUGAGUGAUAGUAUGGCUCAUUUGAGGUUCAUUGUAUGGGGAUUAGAGGUAAGUACAGUCGGGUGUAUAUAGUUAUCGACUUGAAGAGAGGUUGAUUAUUAAUAAUGAUGUAAACUGUAAAGUAAUUAAAGUACGUUUUAAUUUUAGUGAUGAAUGAAAGUUUGAAAAAAUUGAAAAUGGGAGGAAUGUGUAAUGCAUGAUAUGAAGUGGGGUCAAAAGAUGUGGACUAGCAGUAUGAAAAUGUACUAGUUUUUGGCAUGGUGGUGACAGUAGAAAAUGAGACUUUGAUAAUUAGAAUCAUGUGUGGUACUCGAACACAUGGGUAAGGGAUUGGAGCCGGAAUAAUUGGGGUUCAGGUUAUUACUUCAAUGAAUGUGAUAAGGUUGAACUUAGAAAUGAAAUCUUGCCUUUAAGAAGAGGGAAUAUAUUAUUUCAAUUCAGAGAUAUUUUUCUUGUCCUGGUUAUGAUUAUCGUUAUGAACAGGUGAACAAUGUAAUUUGGACUUAUACAUACUUACAGAGUAAUAGACUAAGCAGAGUACUCCGUAAUUGUUUGGGUUUGUACCUCGAGAUAAUGGUUUAAUCUAUAUUCGUAAUAGACAUAUAUGAUGCAUUACAAUUUUAACAAAUUUGUAUUUUCUUUGUCCCACUUUGAAAUUCAUUUUAAAAUCUAUGCAGACGUUUACACUAUUUUCAAGCACUUU
Chenopodium quinoa (quinoa) is the source of this 3611-nucleotide messenger RNA. Its product is annotated as protein IRX15-LIKE-like. The record is from RefSeq and is a predicted model, not a curated record. Gene Ontology annotation, biological process: xylan biosynthetic process. Bases 1800 to 2744 code for a protein of 314 amino acids. The transcript has a single exon. Lineage: Eukaryota; Viridiplantae; Streptophyta; Magnoliopsida; Caryophyllales; Amaranthaceae.